GCUCACAUACACAAACAAGGGUAACAACGCGAAGAGAGCGAGAAAGAGAGAAAAGAGAGCUCGAGAGAGAGAGAAAAAUAAAAAUUUCCAGCGGCGUCGGUGGAUUUGGUAUUGUUCUGAACGCUGCGCCGCAGUUUCGAGUUUUUGCCUGUUUUAUUCCACUCCGAUUUGUUAAAAGAAAAGCAAGGGUUCCAUGUCAGACAUGCUGAAAAUGGCAAAUGUUGCAAAUCCGCUGCAAACAAUGAAGAAAACAAACGCUGAGGAGGAUUCCGAGGAGUCUGACAUGGAAGAUCAGGAUGAAGAAGAGGAGGAGGAGGAGGACGAUCUCCCGGACGAUGUGGUGCUACAAAUUGACAGCGAGGAUGAGGCAGAACUGGAAGCGCAGCGCAUCCGCUUGGUGGAAGAAGAAGCAGCAAAGACAACAAAAAAGGCAGAGAAAGAACUGCAGGAACAACAACAACAAGCGCAGGUCAGUAACGGUAACGAAGAGCAACUGGAGGAAACUGGAAAACCCAACAACAGUGGUAAGCGCAAGGGCCGUGGAAGGCCCAAACGCAGGGCUUCCACGAGUUCGCAGGCUUCCAGUGCGUCGAUUGCGUCCAUAGCUUCCCUCGCUUCCAGUGCUUCCCUGGUGGCAGCACAAGUUCUCGCAGAUGAGAAGUCACGCCGCUUCAUCUACAGCUGUUCCAGCUGCACUCACCACUACGCCGACAGCCUGAUCCUCUCCAGACACUUCCAGCGGGCACAUGCCGCCGACAAGCCGAAGAAAAAACGCGGUAAGACCAAGUGGGAUUCCCUGGCAGAACCUCUGGAUAUUACGCCACCCCUAACAUUUGACCCUUCGGAAUUGGGUCACCUCAAGCCCUGUGCCCAGUUGCUCGUCCAAGGGGAAUCCCUGCUGCAGCUAUGUCUCGCCUGCAACUCACAGUUUGUGGAUGAGGUGCGUUUCCAGGAGCAUCUCAGCCAGCAGCAUGGCUAUUUCAAGCUACUGGUGCCCAAGGAUGAACCCACCGAUCUCCCGCCCCAGGCCAUGGUCACCAUUCCGGGGGCUCUGGCCCUGGGCAAGUCCAACUCGCAGCUUCAGCUGCCCAUUCCAGCUCCAGAAACUCCACCACCCGAGCAAGAUGCCAAGGAAUCGCCAUCCAAUACCGGGUCCAAUGACAAGGAGGAUCUCGCCCUGAUAAACGCCAUGGUGGCCGAGAUUGCAGCAGACCGCGUGAAGAAAACCAGUAGUCCUAAGGUCAGCAAGAUGAUUAUUAAGCUGCCCAUGCCCAGCAAAAGGGGCAGAAAAAGGUCGAAACCCGAAAAGAUCCGGGACAGCAAAGAUAAGUCUGAGAAGAUUCGUGAAAGGAAGCAGGACAAGCCUGAGAAGAAGAAAAAACUGGACAAAAAGGAGGAACAGCAGACAGAUUUCGAACCACUUACGCCAAAGAAAUCUGACAUAGAGAUGGAACAGCAGCAGGAAAAGGAUGCAAGGGAUCAGCUGGAACCAGAAAGUGCUGAAAUGAAACUGCAACAUUCGGAAAAGGUUAAGAAAGAUCAACCGAAGCUGCAAACAUUACAGAUAGAAGUCCAGCCGUCGCCUCAGAAUGCUGAGGAGUCCCAGCUUCCAGAGAAAGAUGAGCAGCAGACGCUGGAAAAGCCUGCAAAAGAUCGAAUGUUGUCGGAGAAGACUAUUGCGGAGCUGCAAGUACUACCAAAAGAUGUAAAGGAAGACAUAAAGUCCACUAAAGACAAACCAUCGCUCGCAAAAGUAUUAAAAGCAAAACAACUUCUGGAGGAACCUGCAAAGGAGAAGCAGCCGCUCGAAAAUAAAGCACAAGAGCCACAGCACAUGCAAAAAAAUGGUGCCGAGAACCUUAACAUUGCUGAAGACGAUCCACAAAAACUGGAGAUUGAUGACAAAGAGCACCAGGCACAGUUGGAAACACCAUGUCACGAUCAUCACCAGCCGGCAAAGGCAGCAAAAUCGAAACAAGCCGACAAAGAGCAGCAGCAAAAAUUUGAUAAAUCGGAGAAGGAUCAACAGCAUCAGGCAGAAGAGCCUUUUAAUCCAACUAAGCGCAAGCGCGGCCGUAAAGAGCGCAAGUCACCCACACCCGUUCCCAUACCGCUGGAGGACAAAGAAAUCAAGGAGGAGGCGGAGCCACCGGAGCGGCGCACGCGCAAGUCUCGUCAGCAAGUGCACUACGUGGUGGAUAUCAAAGAUGAGGAGGAGGAGGAGAAGGAGGACGAGGAGGAGGAGGAGCCAGAGGUGGAUGAUGACUCCUCAGCCACUGUUUCGCCGCAUAACAGCUCAACGGACGACAGUUUCACCUCGAUCAAACGUGAGUCAUCCGAGGAGUCGCAGCGCAAUGGAACUGGUGGCAUACACACCUGCAAUUUCUGUGGCAAAACCUUCAAACGUUUCUCGAGAAUGCAGGAUCACCUGCGUCUGCACACUGGAGAGAAACCGUACGUUUGUGGGCAGUGCGGCAGGGCAUUCCGCCUGAAGAUGCGUCUGGUAGAGCACCAACUGCGUCAUCGCACGGAAAAGGCAUACAAAUGCGAGAUUUGUUCAAUGCCACUGGCCACCAAACAGGAUUUAUCGCUGCACAUGCGUCAUCACAAGAACGAUCGUCGCUACAAGUGCGACAAGUGCAACAAGGGAUUCGUUCGCAGCUCAGAUUUGUCCAUCCACGUGCGUAUUCACACGGGCGAAAAGCCCUAUAGCUGCGAUCUGUGCGGCAAGGCGUUCCGUGCUCGCCAGAAUCUGGUGGUUCAUCGACGUACUCACCUCGGCGAUAAGCCCAUUCAGUGCGAGCUGUGCGACAAGCGUUUCGCUCGAAAGAUCGACAUGCGGGUUCACAUGCGCAGGCAUACAGGUGAAAAGCCCUAUAAUUGUGAUGCCUGCAAGCGUGGCUUCUCCUCCCGUGUGAAUCUGCUGCGCCACCAAGAGCGUGAGCACGGCGAGGACGAGAAGACCUCUGGAUCUGGAAAGGUAGAAAAGAAGAAGCCAGAGCCGGUGAAGGAGCAGGAGCAGGAGCAGGAAAAGGAACCCAAAGCUAAAGCAGCGCCACGACGUCCGCGACGUGAGAAGUUGCAGCAGAAGAUUGCGGCCCAGGAGAAACUACUGGAUGACCUGAAACGCAGCUUGAGCGCCCUGCCAGAAAUCUCCGAGGAGUCAACGCGGUCCAAACUCAAUGGAGCUGGCGGGGAAUUGGCCGCAGAUGCGGGAGCAGGGCGUGCACAAGUACAGGUCACAGUGUCCAUGCAAAUGGAGCCGGCUCCCAAUGCCGAAGACGAUGAGGAGAUCACACCGGAGAAGGAGAACGCCUUGUCAACGAGCUCAACGACCUCCGAUGGCAAGACAAAGGCGAAUCGCAAGAUUACCAGCUACUUCACUGUUGUAGGUCAGCAGGCGGAAAUCUAAAGACUUAUGUUCAGGGUCAGCAACACUUCUUACUCAUUACAUUUUAAGAUGCUGCACUGUACUUGGAAAUGAAGGAGACAUUUCCCUAGCGUAGUGUACACCUCGCAAUUUUACAUUUUCGGAUUUUCAAUGCAAUCUUGCAGCAGGGAUCAAGUAUUUUCUUUUUAUACUAUUUAUAUAUAUUUACGAAUUAAUUUUGAGGUUCUAUGGAGACGGAUACCCAGGAAAUAUUUAAUGUUGUGAAGGACAUAUAACCAACAAGAACAAGAAAAGACUACUUUUUAAAAGAAAUAUUGAUAUUUGAUACAAAAAAAAAACAAGCAAGAGACUGCAAAGAGUUAAAUACCAUAAAUAUAUAUAUAUUUUUCUAUAGACAGAGCAACUUUUGUGAACAAAAUAAGUUAAACUAUGUAAAAAAAAAAAUACCAAUACACUAGCAUGUAAGUAAGUAAGGGAAAUGUUUGCAACCUGUGAAAAACUAAAAUAUCUUGAAACUUAAUUCCUACAACUCGAAUUUCAUUUAAACCGAAUUGAAGUUCCAAUCAACGAUUUUUUAUUAAUAAUUUGUAAACAAACGCUCGACCAAAUUCAAUCUUAUCGAGCUUCCAUAUCAGCAAAAUAUGAUAUUUAUAAACAAAUGCGCACAGCAAUUCGUAUUUUAUUUGCAAACAUUUCCUUUUCAUUCCCCCCUCAUUUAUAAACCGAAUAAGCUGAAGAAUGUUUCACAAUUUCAUUUAAUUUCACCGCACACAUGAAAUCAAUUGCAAGUCACUUAAUAUGCAAUUUAUACGAAAUCUCCAACAUAUACUCAAAAUUCCAAAACAAUUGUAGUUUAAUGAAUAUAAUUUAUAUCUAUAAUGCAUAAGCAAAUGAAAUGCUCUCGGGAAAAGUAUAUUUUCCUUUGAAUUAUUCUUGCACUAUCUCAGCACUCUGUUAGCUAUAUUUAUUUUACAUACUUUACGCAUUUACUUUAACAUAUUUACUUAAUUUCUCGAAUCGUAAGCAUACCGAAUAGACAAUGCAAAAAGUCAGCAAACGUUUAUUUCCUACAUAUUCUGAGUGCAUUUUUUGUAAAUUUAAUUUGUGGCAGCUUCUCUGAUUCUGUAGUAUCUAAGAGAGUCCAAUGAAUAUACGUUAUUUUAUAAUUUCA
Molecule: messenger RNA, 4562 nt
Organism: Drosophila elegans
Lineage: Eukaryota; Metazoa; Arthropoda; Insecta; Diptera; Drosophilidae
Product: myoneurin
Exons: 2
Coding region: 194-3412 (1072 amino acids)
Biological process (GO): regulation of transcription by RNA polymerase II
Cellular component (GO): nucleus
Molecular function (GO): RNA polymerase II transcription regulatory region sequence-specific DNA binding; DNA-binding transcription factor activity, RNA polymerase II-specific
Source: RefSeq, a predicted model, not a curated record